CAUGAAUUUAAGACUUACCUGAUUUUACUAAUGGCUGCUUUGAUGGUGAACUUGAUCGACUUUUUUUCAUAUAGAUAUUUCGAUUCCUAGACAAAUAAUGGUCCUCUCACCUACCUAUCCACCUACACAUUAAGCCCAGCUUGUAAAGAUGAAAUGGCACGAUUUAAAAUCAAACUAUAUGAGAGAGAAAAGGAAAAGCAGAGAGAGCAUCCGCAGUGAAACUAGUGAAAAGUUUACUCCCAGUUGGUGGUUGUUUGGUCUUAUGGAUAGCUUUCUGGGCCCUAUCUAUGAGGAAAAGAGGAACAGUAUGAUUAACAAUAAUACCAUCCAACAAGUAUCAAACCAAAAUAUCAUGGAGGAAAAUGAAUACAACUGGUCUCAAGAAGAAGACACAAAAAACUUCAUAAUAAAUCUAAAUGCUGACAAACUUUCCUACAACACUGGCAACGCCGAUUGCCUUGCACAAGACACUCACACCAUGUUUACAGUAGAGCAGAAUGCUCAAACAGCUGCAACAACUAGUCACAAGUCAUCAUUGCCCAUCCGGCGUAACAAGUUAAAAAACCUCCAUCGUAUGGAACACAACAGCUUAGAGACAAUUACAAACAACAACAGAUUGCUUCAAGAAUUGCAAGGAUCACUCACACCAGCUAUUGAAGAGGACCCUGAUGAUAUCUUUGCAAAGCUAAUAGGCUUUGAGCUUAAAAAAAUCAGAAGUGAUAUUCUGAAGUCUGAACUUAAACUGGAAAUUAUGAGUAUAUGUCAUAAAUUUCAUAUAAAACAAAGAGAGGAAGCUGCUCACUGAAGCUGCCCACUGAACAGACAAGCAGGGGGUUGUUAUUUACUGUUAACAUUCCACUGCUGUUAUUUGUUGAUAUUCAAUUUCAGUGAAAGAAAUAUGUCAAUUUUAUUUUUGUUUUAUUUUUAUUUUUUAUGCUGAAAUUUGGCAUUGACAAAGUAUUUUCAUCACAAAAAUUAAAAUCAUAUGGAAAAAGGCAAAUCAAUAUGAACCUUACUUAUCCAAAAUUCAGUAAAGGGUUUUUUUUAAGGCUGAUUUUUAAAUUUU
Octopus bimaculoides (California two-spot octopus) is the source of this 1066-nucleotide messenger RNA. RefSeq lists its product as uncharacterized. The record is from RefSeq and is a predicted model, not a curated record. NCBI's taxonomy places the organism in Eukaryota, Metazoa, Mollusca, Cephalopoda, Octopoda, Octopodidae.